AUGGCCACAUGGACCCCCAAAUAUCCCCCCAAGAGGCUCAUCUUUGGCGUCCUGCAAGAUCCAAACACACACACACAGGAAAAAACCUCCCAGGGAUACCAGAUGGGCUACAGUCUGCAGACUUGCCUUUGUAACCAAAUUGCCAUGAAGACACCAUUAGAUUGGCAGAGCUCCUGCCAGCAGCUGCAGCUGAAGAAGGGGGUGUCUACAGCCAGCGAGGCGUUUGCAAUGAGGCCCGCACGGGUUCUGUUCCCUCAAGCAGGGCGUCUGUGGCAGUGGAGCCUAGAACUCCCUCCAUUUGCUGGUCCAGCCAAGAACCGACACAGCCCAGGCACCUCAUGCGUGGAUCCCAAGCAGCUCCUCCUUCGAGAGGAAGAAGACAGCAGUGAGCUUCCUGCUGUUCUGGGGGAUGAGGGCAAACACCCCGUGGUUUGGGAAUACAACGGUGAGACUCCCGCAGUGUGGGACAAGGACAGCGGACAUCUCCCGGCAUGCGACGAGGAUGGUGGAUGUCCCCUGGAAUGGGAUGAGGAUAGAAAAGCUCCCACAGCGUGGGAUGAUGGCCAACCUGCAGCAUUUUGGGAAGAGGAUGGAGAACCUGCAGCUCUUUGGGAAGAGGACGGAGAACCUGCCUCUGCUUGGGAAGAGGACACUGAACCUCCCUCUGCUGUGGGAUCCUGGGCUGAACAUUCUGACAGCAGCACAGCCUCGCAGCCAGAGGGGAGAGGGGAGUGGUGCCUGAUGCAGCUGAGUACGUCUGUUCUGUUCCUGUGUGCCACAGCAGGGUGCUGGAGCAUGGUGAGCGUGGGGGAGCCUGCUGAGAAAUACCUGGAACUGGGGCAGAUUGGCCAAGGGGCUUUCGGAACUGUUUAUAAAGGACUCGACAGGGCCACUGGAGGAGAGGUGGCCAUAAAGAAAAUGAGUCUCGGAGAGCAGAACAGGGAACGAGCUGUGAAUGAGAUCCUGGUCCUGCAAGGCAAGAAGAACCCCAACAUUGUCAACUCUUUGGACAGCUUCCUUGUUGAUGAAGAUCUCUGGCUGGUGAUGGAAUAUAUGGAUGGAGGAACUUUGCAGGACAUUGUCACACAGACACGCAUGGCUGAAGGAGAGAUGGCAGCUGUCAGUCGGGAGUGUCUGCAGGGCCUGGAUUUCCUCCAUUCCAACCGGGUGAUCCACAGAGAUCUGAAGAGCUCCAACAUCCUUCUGGGAAUGGACGGCUCUGUCAAACUGGCUGAUUUUGGCCUCUGCGCUCAGCUCGGCCCUGAGCAGGACCAGUGCAGCUCCAUGGUGGGCACUGCUCACUGGAUGGCCCCAGAAGUUGUGACCAGUUCUCCUUAUGGCCCCAAGGUGGACAUCUGGUCUUUUGGUAUUGUGACCAUCGAGAUGGUGGAAGGAGAACCUCCUUACUUCAAGCAAACAGGGGCUAUGGCUCGCGCUCUGAUCCGGCAGAACGGGACCCCGCAGCUGCAGGAGCCCAGGCGCCUGUCGGCUCUGCUGCGGGACUUCCUCGAGUGCAGCCUGGAGCCGGACGAGGAGCGGCGCUUCUCUGCCCAGGAGCUGCUGCAGCACCCAUUUUUAUCAUCAGCCAAGCCUCUCUCCAGCCUGACCCCUCUGAUCACUGCAGCAAAGCAACGGCGGGUGCAGCAGAGGAGAUGAAACAUCUGAGAACAGCUUUUUGUGACAGUAGUUAGGUCUAGUUAGGUAGGGUAGUUAGGACUGCUAGUUAGUUAGGGUCGUUAGGAGAGCCUGUUUGUUAUGGCAGGUUUUGGAAUAAAAAGUCUCUUAAAACCUCAACACCCUUGUGUUCCUUCCUUCUCCCCCUGUGACUCAGCUGCCCCGAGCAAUGCGAGGAAACAGGGUCAGGGACUUGUAGA
Messenger RNA from Cinclus cinclus, 1874 nucleotides. Its product is annotated as serine/threonine-protein kinase PAK 3-like. Lineage: Eukaryota; Metazoa; Chordata; Aves; Passeriformes; Cinclidae. Gene Ontology annotation, biological process: regulation of actin cytoskeleton organization; regulation of MAPK cascade; protein phosphorylation. Gene Ontology annotation, molecular function: ATP binding; protein serine/threonine kinase activity. Bases 1 to 1656 code for a protein of 551 amino acids. The record is from RefSeq and is a predicted model, not a curated record. The transcript has 13 exons. Gene Ontology annotation, cellular component: cytoplasm.